UUCAGAACUUCGUUACCAUCCGCAGAUCGAGCGAUUCCAGCGGCUGUGCGAGCAUGGAGUACAAAAUGAUUGGACCGGAACACUGUGACCAGGUGCUGGAGCACCUGCGUCGCAACUUCUUCGCCGACGAGCCGCUGAACAAGGCCGCCGGCCUGUGCCAAAACGGAAGCAGCUGCCCCGCCCUGGAGGCCCACUGCGCGGAGGCCAUCAUGGACCGGAUGAGCGUGAUGGCUGUGGAUGCCAGAGAUGCGAAGGAGAAGGGCAGCUGCAAAAUAGUCGGCGUGGUCCUCAACGGCAUCUUGAAGCCGGGCGACACGGCCAAAGCGCUGAGCAAACUGGAUACCAAUGGCGAUGCCGAUUUCCGCAAGAUCUUCGACUUGCUGCACCGGCACAAUCUCCAGCACAAUCUCUUCGAGCACUUCGACGUGGAGUGCAUGUUCGAUGUGCGCAUCCUGUCGGUGGACUCGUCUUACCGUGGCCAGGGCAUUGCCAACGAGCUGGUCAAGCGAUCAGUGGCGGUGGCCAGAAAGAAUGGCUUCCGCCUGCUGAAGGCCGAUGCCACCGGCAUCUUUUCCCAGAAGAUUUUCCGUUCCCAUGGCUUCGUCGUCUUCUCGGAGCAACCCUAUAGCAAGUACACCGAUGGCGAUGGCCAGGUGAUCUUGCCCGUUGAGGCGCCACACAUCAAGAUGCAACAGCUCUACAAGGCGAUCUGCGGCACGGACCAGGAGGAGAAGGAGCAGGCUCGUUAGGGCGACGACGGCGGCUGCCUGAGAACAAUAAUUUUGGA
Molecule: messenger RNA, 787 nt
Organism: Drosophila erecta
Lineage: Eukaryota; Metazoa; Arthropoda; Insecta; Diptera; Drosophilidae
Gene: AANATL7
Product: dopamine N-acetyltransferase
Exons: 1
Coding region: 54-749 (231 amino acids)
Molecular function (GO): N-acetyltransferase activity
Source: RefSeq, a predicted model, not a curated record